AGGGAAUUGUCAGGAGAAGGGUUUUCCUUAAGGCUCCAAUGCGUCAUCUCUUCCCACCCCAUAAGCAGUGAACUAAAUGAGUUGGGGAAAAGGCUCCCAUCAUAUUAUAUUCUGGGGUAGAAAUAAAUUCUGAUUAACCUCCACAUAACUUCUCUUCCCUGCUCAGACCCAGGGGCACCCUGCUUCUGGCUUCCCAGCAAUUUCCUGGCAUUCCUUCCCUCUGACAUGGGGUUGGGGGGCGCCUGGCAAAGAAUUCUGUAUUAUGCUCUGGGGAGAAACCCUUAGGCAACAUUAUCUGGAGUUUCAGGAGCAGGAGAAAUCUGUGUUCUGAAGUAAGGGCCAAAAUUGUUCUCACAUUACAUUUUUACAUUCCAAUACAAAAAUAAAUCAAUAUAAAAAAUAAAACACUUCCUACAGUAACAAAUACAUGUGAAGUCACCCUCAGGCACAUCAUCGUCAACGUUUCUUAGACAUUUGACAAAAUUACUAACUGUUGAAAAAAAAAUUUUUUUUUACCAUUUUUUAAGUUAAUAAUUAAAGCUACCAAUCCAGAAAUCAUUUUUUAGAUACUAAAUCACCAGUAGGGAGUUUAUUUGUUGCAAAAAUAUGUGAUUCUUGAUGAGAUGAUGUUGGUAGAAAUUUGUUUCCGGAGAUAUCCAAGGUGAUAAAUCAGUCUUCCCUUUUGUCUCCGGGAAACCUAAUCGCCCAUACUAACACCCACCCAUCUGAUGAGUAGUAAUCACUUUGAUAAUCACUUUGACAUUAUGGGUGUGGUCCUCAGAGGUCCUAUAAAUUAGAGACUGUCAAGGAGUCAAGCUCAUUCUCUCCAUAACAGGCAGAGUUGAGUUGGGAGCUCACUUGGCCUCGCACACUUCUGAAAGCUACUACCCCUACCCUGUGAGGUCCUGAUCUUAACCUGACUUCAUACUGCUCCAGCAAGCACUGGUGAGGUCACAGAUAGAGUCAUUAGUAACAUGGACCUAGAUAUACUGCAAGCCUUCCAGAGGGAAAUCACCUGUGCCAUCUGCCUGCACUACCUUAUAGACCCAGUCACUAUAGGCUGUGGACACAGCUUUUGCAGGCCCUGCCUUUCUCUCUCCUGGGAAGGAGCCCCAAAUCCUGCCCACUGCUCAGAGUGCAGAGAACCAUCAUGGCAGAGAAAGUUCAAAACCAAUAUUGUUCUGAAGAAUCUGGUGUCCGUUGCCAGAAAAGCCAGUCUCUGGCAAUUCCUGAGCUCUGAGGAACAAAUGUGUGGAACCCACAAGGAGAAGAAGAUGUUCUGUGAAGUGGACAGGAGCCUGCUGUGUUCACUCUGCUGUAACUCCCAGGAGCACGGGGCUCACAGACACUGUCCCAUUGAAGGGGCAGCUGCGGACCAGCGGGCUAAACUCGAAAAGCAAAUGAGAUCUUUAUGGGACAAGAUCCAGGAAAAUCAGAGGAACCUGAGAGAGGAACAAAUAAUGAUUAACCAUUGGAUGGAAUAUGUGCUUCUAGUGAGAAAAAUGACCAGGACCAAUUAUGCAGAGCUUCACCCAGUUCUCUAUAAGGAAGAAGAACAACAUUUGGAGGAACUGGAAAGGGAGAGCUGGAAUAUCCUUCAGCAACUCAAGAGAACUGUGGCCCAAAUAAAUCAAAAGCGGAAACAACUAAAGGAAAUGCACGAGGAACUGAUGGGCAUGUGCCACAAACCAGAUGAGGAGCUGCUGCAGGAUUUGGGAGCCCUACUGAUGAGGAAUGAGUAUGUGCAGCUGCACAUGCCCCGGCCUGUGCGUCCAGAGCUCAGCAUCAGAGCCAUCACUGGACUGAUGGACAGAUACAGCCGCUACCGGGGUGAGUGUCAGCCUGCGGUGUGA
Molecule: messenger RNA, 1853 nt
Organism: Nycticebus coucang (slow loris)
Lineage: Eukaryota; Metazoa; Chordata; Mammalia; Primates; Lorisidae
Product: tripartite motif-containing protein 43-like
Exons: 6
Coding region: 975-1853 (292 amino acids)
Molecular function (GO): zinc ion binding
Source: RefSeq, a predicted model, not a curated record